This is a messenger RNA of Phalaenopsis equestris, 1552 nucleotides long. Its product is annotated as glycosyltransferase family 64 protein C4. Gene Ontology annotation, molecular function: glycosyltransferase activity. The transcript is spliced from 5 exons. The record is from RefSeq and is a predicted model, not a curated record. Gene Ontology annotation, cellular component: membrane. The coding region runs from base 525 to 1547 and encodes 340 amino acids. Lineage: Eukaryota; Viridiplantae; Streptophyta; Magnoliopsida; Asparagales; Orchidaceae.
UGCACUAAAUUAUAAAUAAAAAGAUGGAUUGGAGCCCUGGGUUGCUGACAAAUGUAAUAAAUUCUGUAUCGUAUGAUCGUAUUUGGAUGCUAAUGCUCAAUUGCUCAUCAUUACAAAAUAAGAAUUAGAUGUAAUAAAAGAAGAAUAGGGCUCCACACCUGCUAAGGAUCUGAUUAUUUUGUUUCAAGUAUUAAUUUUGAUAUUGGAAGAUGAAGGGACAUCUUAUUCCCUCUUUCCUUUUUUAUAUAGAGCAGCUCUGCAUCUCCCACUCCUCACCGCAGGGGAAGAAUUCAAUAGACAGCACGCAGCCGCCAACCGCUUCUUAGCCAUCUCUCCUCCUACCACCAUUUUUUAUUCUUCUUUUUGGAGUGCUGGCUAGCUCUUCCAUCUUUUCUUCUUCUAGUGCUGCAGCUUUUUUCUUAUUCCCUCUUUCUUGAAGAGAAAACUAGGAGGAAACAAGUAAUUCGAGAUAAUUAGACAGUCCGGCGUCAUCUAUUUAAGAUCUGAAGAGGAAAACAGAGCAUAUGAGGUCUGCGAAUCAUAGCCUGCUUCUCGGUAGCCGGAGGCCAACUCAGAAGCUCCGCUUGCUCGUAUCAACCACAGUGGCGAGCGGUGGCACUAUCAACGCCUCGAAAGCCGCAAAGAUGAAGGUGCUGAUAUGCCUCUGCAUUGCCCUCAUUUUCUUCCUCAUUGCCAUCCGCGCCGCUUUCGCCUUUCGACGCCAUCUCUUUCCUGCUUCGACGUCCGACCCAGGGAAAGGGUACACAAUAUUGAUUAACACGUGGAAGAGAAAUGAUCUUCUGCAGAAAUCAAUUAAUCAUUAUUCACGAUGUGCUAGAGUUGAUUCCAUUCACAUUGUCUGGAGUGAGCCUGAUCCUCCGUCUGAUUUACUCUAUAAAGUUCUAGGGGAGGCUGUACAUUCAAAUUCUGAUGGUGGCGACAAUGUUGAACUCAUUUUUGACUUGAAUCAAGAAGACAGUUUAAACAACAGAUUCAAGGAAAUCAAGGAUCUAAAAUCUGAUGCUAUCUUUUCAAUUGAUGAUGAUAUUAUUUUCCCCUGCAAAUCAGUAGACUUUGCUUUCAGUGUAUGGAAAAGUGCUCUGGAAACAAUGGUGGGAUUUGUUCCACGUAUGCAUUGGUUGGAUAACUCGAAUAGUAGCGUAGAUCAGUAUUUUUACGGUGGGUGGUGGUCAGUCUGGUGGACAGGCACUUACAGUAUGGUUCUUUCCAAGGCCGCCUUUUUUCAUAAGAAAUAUCUGCAUUUGUACUCUACAAAUAUGUCUCAAUCUAUACGAAAUUAUACAACAAAAAAUAGAAACUGUGAAGAUAUCGCCAUGGCUUUCCUCGUGGCAAAUGAAACGGGAGCUCCACCAAUAUGGGUGAAAGGAAGGAUAUUUGAGAUGGGAUCGAGUGGAAUUAGCAGCCUGGGAAGCCAUGAGGAGAGGAGGACGCAGUGCCUCAACGAAUUUGCUGCUAUAUACGGCCACAUGCCUUUGAUUGCAACCAACGUGAAGGUCAUUGACAGCCGAAGCAGUUGGCUUUGGUGAUUGUA